AUGACGAAUUUAAAAUGGUUUUUAAUUUUCGUAUUUGAAAUGUUUUUAAUAACAGAUAUACAUGGUUCGAUAGGAGAUAAAUCACAAUUUUACAAUUUAUGUCUUGAAAUAUGUCGUGAUAGUAAUUGUGUUAAUGACCAAAAGUUUAAAGUAUUACCUUCCUUAUCAUUAAGGUUGUUACAUUGGUCUUGUAAAGAAGAUUGUAGUUAUAGUUGUAUAUGGAAGACAGUUGAUUAUUUUACAUUUCAUGGCUUAAAAGUUCCUCAAUUUCAUGGAAAGUGGCCAUUUAUUCGACUUUUUGGUUGUCAAGAACCUGCUUCCGUCAUAUUUUCUAUAUUAAAUUUUUAUGCUCAUAUUACUAUGUACUGGAAAUUUAAAAGAAAAUGUGAAUAUACUUAUCCUAUGUUUUACAUAUGGACAUAUUUUAGUCUGGUAUGUAUGCACUGUUGGUUUUGGUCAUCUAUUUUUCAUGCUAGAGACACUGCAUUCACAGAAGUAAUGGAUUAUUCCUGUGCAUUUAUUAUGGUUCUUACAUUAUUGUAUUGUAUGUUAUUAUUGAUAACUUAUAAAAGUACUAAGUUAUUUACCGUGAUUACAUGUGGAUACCUUAGUAUUUUAUAUUCACAUUUAUCUUAUUUGUGGUCUGGUUACAUUAAUUAUGACUAUAAUAUGAAAUUUAAUGUAGUUAUAGGAUUUUUAACAUUUGUUAUAACAAUGAUGUGGUGGCACUAUAAUCAUAAAAAAUUAUCUUAUAUUUAUUUGAUUGGUUGGUUCAACAUAUUAAUAGUCUUUGUUACUAUAUUAGAAGUAGCAGAUUUUGCACCCAUAUUUUGGAUAUUUGAUGCUCACUCUUUGUGGCAUGCUAGUACAGUUCCUCUUACAAUUUUGUUAUAUAGGUUCAUGAUGGCAGAUUGUUCUUAUUUGAAUACAUGUUAUAGUAAACUAAUAUUAGAUAUUAAUCAUCAUGUACAUUAG
Molecule: messenger RNA, 975 nt
Organism: Eufriesea mexicana
Lineage: Eukaryota; Metazoa; Arthropoda; Insecta; Hymenoptera; Apidae
Gene: PGAP3
Product: Per1-like protein PGAP3
Exons: 7
Coding region: 1-975 (324 amino acids)
Biological process (GO): GPI anchor biosynthetic process
Cellular component (GO): endoplasmic reticulum membrane
Molecular function (GO): hydrolase activity, acting on ester bonds
Source: RefSeq, a predicted model, not a curated record